Molecule: messenger RNA, 1017 nt
Organism: Notodromas monacha
Lineage: Eukaryota; Metazoa; Arthropoda; Ostracoda; Podocopida; Cyprididae
Source: the annotation of a GenBank genome assembly
GUUUUUAAUCACAGAAAGGAUCCUGAGAUGUCGUGCAAUCCAGUUAUUUUGUUCGUCGCGUUGUUGUGCGCGUUCGUCGUUGAUGGUCACGAAUGGGUCACAGGAGUUUGUCCUAGUUCGGUGCCGUACAUGCCGAAUUUUGACAUAGAAAAGUUCACCGGAAGCUGGUUCGUGAAACGCAAGACUGGCACGUACAGCAGCUGUCUGAAGAACCGCUAUUUCUUCACAAAAGGAGAAUGGAGAGUUGUCGAGAGCCGCGACUGGCUUCCUCUCGACGCAAUCGGCGUUCAGUCGAAUUUGGAGCAUGAAGGGUACUUGUCUGUUCCUGAUGCAUCUCCGGCGAAGAUGCGGCUGAAUGCUUUCACAGAUGUCGCUGGAAAGGGGGACUACGUCGUCGUAGACACGGACUACGAGAACUAUGCAGUCAUUUUCGAGUGUCAAAACAUUGCUAAUUUGCUGGGAUUAGGUGUUAGCCGGAGGUCAGGUGCGAUCUUGACGCGCGAUGUCGAUUGGAACAACCCCGAAGCGAUGCAUAAGGCUCAAGAAGAGUUGACGCCACUUGGCGUUAAGACAGAUGAGGUCAGUCAUGUGGGCUGCGAAAAGCCGAACUUCCAGGUUACGGUUGACAAGGACCUCAUGGAAAACGUCAGUAAUGCAGUUGGGCAAGCCAUUGGCACAGCGUAUAACUCGGUCGAAGGCGUCAUCAGACAGGGAGUGGACAUGUUCACGGAAGCCCCGAAGGUGACGAAUGCUGCAAGCACAGAAUCGAAUGCGAUUCCAGGUGACAGGGAACUACUUUCAGAAGUCGUCGAUUUGCGCUCGGGAACCCCGAGCACAAUUGAGAAGGUUGUUCGUCAGAACGAUCCUUGAAGAUUUGGCCUCAGGCCUGUCUUUCUUUGUUUCAAAAAUCAGAUACACGUCUCCAACGAAUUUUAUGAGUAACCAUGAGUGUCUUGUCCCGCGCAUUGCAUGGCACGAGUUCGGCGAAUACAGCUUUCAAAAUUAUUGAAUCUGUUA